CGCGCUCGGCAGCGCAUGCCUGAGCUGGACUCCGCCGGCCCUCCUUGUCCCCACCCUUCCCGCCCAUCGAUAUCUCGGCGCUCGCCCCGCCCUCCGCCGGGCUGUACUGCUGCCGGGUCCCCGGGCGGCGCGAGUGCGGCGGCCUCCUCGCUGCUGGACACACGCACCUCCUGCCUCGGCGCUCCGGGAGCCGCAGGGCGAUGCCGCUGCCGCGCCGCGCGGGCCCGCGCUCCGUCCCGGCGAGGCCGCCGCGCCCCGCGCUGCGCUGCUGAGAGCGGGGAGAGCGCGGCCGCCAUGGCCUCCGGCUGCCCCGCGCCGUUCGGCGAGCCCGGCGAGGCGCGGGAGGGCUUCCUGUGCCCGCUGUGCCGCCUGGACCUGCAGGCCUUCCAGCAGCUGCGCCAGCACUACGAGGAGGAGCACUCGCGAGAGGAGCGGGACGUGCGGGGACAGCUCCGCAAUCUAGUCCAGAAGGCCAAAAGAGCAAAGAAGAAAUUGCUGAGGCAAGAAGGAGAUGACAGAACGGAUUCUGGGUCUCAGGAGCGAUACGAAUCGUUCAGCUAUGGGGGGAUAGAUCCGUACAUGUGGGAGCCCCAGGAAGUAGGCGCUAUGAGAAGCCAUCUCUCUGAUUUCAAGAAGCACCGAGCAGCCAGGAUUGAUCACUAUGUAGUUGAAGUCAACAAGUUAAUAAUCAGGUUAGAAAAGCUUACGUCGUUUGACAGAGCGAACACUGAGUCAGCUAAAAUAAGAGCUAUAGAGAAGUCUGUUGUGCCUUGGGUCAGCGAUCAGGAUGUUCCGUUCUGCCCAGACUGUGGCAAUAAGUUCAGUAUUCGAAACCGGCGUCACCACUGCCGCCUCUGCGGGUCUAUCAUGUGCAAGAAGUGCACGGAACUCGUCAGCCUGCCUUUGGCCAGCAAGCUCACCAGUGCCAGCAAAGAGGCCUUGGGCUCCCACGCCAGCCCCAGCUCCUCACCCAACAGCGUCCACGGCUCCCGCCGCGGCAGCAUCAGCAGCAUCAGCAGCGUGAGCUCCGUUCUGGACGAGAAGGAUGACGACCGAAUCCGUUGUUGUCGGCACUGCAAAGAUACCCUGUUGAAAAGAGAGCAACAGAUUGAUGAGAAGGAAUACGCUCCAGAGAUUGUGAAACUCUACGAGAAACUGCGACUCUGCAUGGGGAAAGUUGACCAGAAGGCACCAGAAUACAUAAGGAUGGCAGAAUCACUAAAUGCUGGGGAGACAACCUACAGUCUUGAACAUGCUAAUGACUUGAGGGUGGAAAUUCAAAAAGUGUACGAAUUUAUCGAUGCCUUAAGUAAGAAGAUUUUGAGUCUAGGCUUGCAUGAGGAUCCCCAACCUCAUCCUAAAACACUACAGCUUCAGAGAAUGAUACGAUAUUCAGCUACGCUUUUUGUUCAGGAAAAGCUGCUUGGCCUAAUGUCCCUGCCAACCAAAGAUCAGUACGAAGACCUAAAGAGGAGAAGACUGCAGAUGGUAAGACAGAUGGCUCUCGAAGCACAUGGGAAACAAGAGGAAAAGCAGCAAGACUUAAUCUCGAGAUCUGCAGCUGCAGUUAACGGUGAUGCAACUCAGCUGAAAAAAGGAACAGUCAGGAAGUGUGAGGGCUGGUUACCUACAUCCAGCGUAUCCAGAGAGCGGGAGAUAGCAGACCCGCUUCUGCAGCAGAUCGACAAUAUCACAUCCUUCAUUAAGCAAGCAAAGGCAGCUAACAGGAUAGAUGAGGUCCGUAUGUUGCAAGAGAACCUGAGGCAGCUUCAGGAUGAAUAUGAUCAACAACAAACUCUGAAAGCGAUUGAGCUUUCUAAAAAACAGGCAGAAGAGGAAGAGAGGCAGAGGGAGGAACUUCAGGUCCUUCGUGAGAAAGAGUGGGAAAGAGAACACCACAAAUUCCUGUCUCAGCAUUCAAGGACACGUUCCUUGGACUUCAGAGAAGUCAGGCAGCAGCAUGAAGUGACACAAGAGCAUCGGAACUUGACAGCCCAUGUGUUGGAUUUGGAUAUUACUCAGAUCAAAAGGGACCCAAGUUUUGAACCUCCUGCUGUUGAGCAGCUGCCAGCUGAAGAGCCCUUGGUCUUUGCCCUCAGACCCCAGGGCGUCCCACAGGGUGACAAGGACCGAGAGCAGCCAGCCUGUCUGAACCCCUUUGAAGAUGAAGCAGAUACCCCUCAGUCAGAGGAAGAUGCUACUAACCCAUUUGCCAACGACACUUCCCCAGUGGUUUGUUUCUCUAACACAGCUUUGCAAAGUGAUAAAAAAGAAUAUAAUCCAUUUGAAAAUGAGGAGGAGGAUGAACAAACUAAUGGAGAACCUGGCAGUACUACAAACCCUUUUGAAGAGGAUGAAAAUCCAUCUCAAAAGCCUGGGGGCAGCUGGAAUUCCGGGAAUCCGUUUGAAGAGGGAUCCUCUACCAACCCCUUUGAGGUGGAGGAUGGCAGUGAGGUCUCUGGAGAGGAGGCUAUAGAAGAAGAGCUGCUUCUCCAACAGAUAGAUAAUAUCAAAGCUUAUAUAUUUGAUGCCAAACAUAGCGGACGAAUGGAUGAGGUGGAGGUACUGACGGAAAACUUGAAGGAAUUGAAGCGCACAUUAGCCAAGCAGAAGGAGAAAUCCAACUGCUGAAGCAGUAGGGCUGUGUAAUAAUUGUGUUAGGUCUGCUGUAGAGUAUGGGAAGGUAGAGCAGAGACAAACGGGAGCACAGGUCACAAGGGGGAAGUGGGAAAAUUGGCUUUUACGCACUUUCAAUGAGGCAUUGCCACUACUACUCAGUCUAGAAGAAUUCCAGAGGUGCGCUGCUGCCCUCCAACUGUUCGACUAACACAUUUUUAAACUUGUUACAACACUCUUUUAACGCUAGCUGGUGUUCUUGUUGCUUAUUUUGGUCAAAGUGGUGAAGCACUAACAGGGAACUAUGAUUUGGGAAUGGUUUCAGUGUUGGUUUGUCAUCUUUCCCCCUUCCUGUUGUAUUGGCCUUUUGGGUGGGGCUGUGACUGAAGAGAGACGAGACCUCCCUGCCACUCGCUCCUCUCUGUGCUGCCCCAGCGCGGUGUUCAGUCCGGCCUGGCUGCCCCGUGGUGGUGAAGUGCCGGUAAAGGCUUCUCUGAGGUGCAGAACAUACAGCUUGCAGAUCAGUUUUGUGCAAUGACAACACAUAAAAGGGAUUUUAAGACUGAGAACUUUAUAACUUAUCUUAAUAUGAAUAACUUUUAAAUGUGUUUAUAAAAAUCCCCAGGUAGAAUUUGGGGGCUGUCUUUCCAUGGCUUUGUUUCCCACUGUGAGUGCAAACUGCAGCGCGAGAGCCGGUGCCCGCUGGCUGCAGACCUGCUCGUGUGGGCACACGCGCUCCUUUCCACACGCAGAGCCGCAGGCUGGCGCCGCUUCCGACUGAACACGGGGUGACCCUCCAGUUCCCAGUAUCUUAUGGAACCUACGCGUUCCUUUACAUCUUCUGGGUGACAGAAUGAUCAUGGUUGUUAGGUUUGUGAGACUGGAACCCUUUUGUUUGUAGCAUCCAAGGAACAAAAAUCUUGUUUACAACGGAGAGCUGAAGUGCCACUGAACUGCAGUUCUGUGAAGGCCGGGAGACAAGUCCGUGGCUGCCGUAGUGCCAAACAGCAGUUCUCUGCGAUCCGGUUCCCCCAGAAGCUGUUGAGGAUGGGGUGUGUCUGUCUGGAACAGCAGCUCCGUUGCUGCAGCCCGGGGUGCCGAGGUGACACGGGAGCGCCUGGUGACGGGCGUCAGAACGCUGGACCCGCGGGUGGGCCGCGCUGGGUCUGGGUGAGACGGAGCCUGAGCUGCUGGGUCUCACUGAGGGCGGGCAGGAGUCAGUCUAACAGGUGUAUGUAUUUGAAGCUGGAAAUCGGGCAGAUCGCACUGUAUAGCACUAAUAAUAGUGGGCCUACUCGGAAGGGUAAACAUUUAUGGAACAUGAUGGCUUUUAAUUGUCUCUAAUAUAUAGUAGCAUAGCUAUAACCCAAGCAUUGCAUAAUAUUUUAGAGACAGAAAUAAUUAUCCUACCUAUAGAGCAGGAACUCUAGUUGUAUUCUGCUGUAAAUGAAAGUGGAGGGGGGACUUCCAGAACUGUUGUUUAAAAAGCAAUACUGCCCAUAUCCUCAGUUAAUAGCCCUAGUAACUGGUCAGCAGAACUCGGAGCAGGUGUUGAAGGACGGCCGGCGUUCUUUACUGACGCUGAGAGGUGUGCAGAACGGGGAGUGUGCACAACAGGGUGUCUUAAAGCCAGGAAGUUUUUAUACUGAGAUGUUUUAUUGGAGUUGAUCAGGUCCCUGACUGUUAUUUUGCACCAAGUGAAAUGAACUGAGGAUUCUGAAAGGUCAUGACCAAACAUGCACAGUGACACCAGGUUUAGGAAGGCAGCAAAAAAUAAAUGUUAGGAUAGCUAAACAUAAUCCCUGGAAUAUUGUUUAACAAAAGUUAUUUAAGACAGACAUGUUUGCAAGAGGGAUCGCUCCCUGCACUAUAACCCACAGGCAUUCCUGGUAUCAGCACGAGAACAAACGAACAAAACAUUUCAGUGGCUUCAGCUUUCACGUCUAAAGUGUUUUUCCUGUUGCAACUAUCCUGCCUUCUUUGUAUGUUCAGUCUAAUACACUAAUAAUUAAAGUAUCCUUAUUGUACAUGUAGUAAUGUCUUUCCAAGCAGAUGACAGGCUCGCAUACCUCAGGAUCCGCCAGCGUUACCCGUGACAGAGCAGACGCCCGGCGCUCGCGGCACCUCCCGCUGGCCCCGGGGCCGCUGUGGGGCUCGCCCGGCUCUGCGCAGCGGAGACUGACUGCAUGCGCUACUCCGUAUGGCAACUUUGUAAACAGAGAUGAAAUAAAACGACCUGUUUAUUUUGU
Columba livia (rock pigeon) is the source of this 4865-nucleotide messenger RNA. RefSeq names its product rabenosyn, RAB effector (gene RBSN). The transcript has 12 exons. NCBI's taxonomy places the organism in Eukaryota, Metazoa, Chordata, Aves, Columbiformes, Columbidae. Gene Ontology annotation, molecular function: metal ion binding. The coding region runs from base 16 to 2631 and encodes 871 amino acids. The record is from RefSeq and is a predicted model, not a curated record.